This is a messenger RNA of Chironomus riparius, 2133 nucleotides long. The record is from the annotation of a GenBank genome assembly. NCBI's taxonomy places the organism in Eukaryota, Metazoa, Arthropoda, Insecta, Diptera, Chironomidae.
AACUUUUUAAUUUAAUAUUUUUUUGUGAAGCACAAGAAAAAUAUUUGUUUUUUUUCUGGUCGUUCCUCACCGAUAUGUGAUGCCAUUGGAAGUGGUAGUUAGGAUUAUAUCAAGUGAAAAAGUUGUGACAGUUCCAUAAAUGUAUAUCCAAUUAAAAGAGAUAAAAUAGUUUAGAAAAAAAAUCAUGACAACGUUAGAUUAUUCAAAUUUGAAUAACAAUUUGUCAUUCAACAUCUAUAAUAAUAAUAGUGAUGAUAAUGUGACAUAUCCUUUUGAUGCUAGUGAAGGCUAUGCCACCAGCACGGAGCUGGAUGGAAAUUCGACUGGAAAUUCCACAGACGUGCUGAAUAAUAUUUACAUUUUACCAGUAUGGCGACAAAUAGUAUGGAGCAUACUAUUUGCUGGCAUGAUUAUGGUCGCAACAGUUGGCAAUCUUGUCGUUAUAUGGAUAGUAUUGGCUCAUAAGCGGAUGAGGACAGUAACAAAUUAUUUUAUAGUAAAUUUAUCAAUAGCUGAUGCAAUGGUAUCUACAUUAAAUACCACACUCAACUUUGUAUACAUGUUGAAUUCAAAUUGGCCUUUCGGAACGCUGUUCUGCAAAAUAUCACAAUUUGUUGCAAAUACUAGUAUAUGUGCUUCAGUAUUUACAUUAAUGGCCAUCGCUAUCGAUAGGUACAUGGCUAUAAUGAAUCCUUUAAAACCUAGAAUGGGGAAGAAGUUAACACUUUGUAUAGCUGUGCUUAUAUGGAUCAUCGGUAUAAUUUCAUCAUGUCCAAAUUUCUUCUUUUUUACAACAUUUGAUAUACCAAUGGAGGAUAGAGUCGUGUGUUAUGCAGAAUGGCCGGAUGCAGAUCGAGAAACAAAUCAUAGCAUACAAGAAUAUGUAUAUAAUGUAGUUUUUAUGAUUCUUACGUAUUUUGUACCAAUUGGAUCGAUGACGUACACAUAUACACGUGUCGGUCUUGAGCUUUGGGGAUCACAAAGUAUUGGAGAGUGUACACAAAGACAAUUAGAUAAUAUUAAGAGUAAACGAAAGGUUGUUCUUAUGAUGAUCAUGGUCGUUCUGAUAUUUGCCGUUUGUUGGCUACCACAAAAUGUUUAUUUUAUCAUCACAUCUUACUAUCCAUCGGUAACAACAUACCCAUAUAUUCAGGAAAUUUAUCUGGGCAUUUAUUGGCUUGCGAUGAGCAAUUCAAUGUACAAUCCAAUUAUAUACUGCAUAUACUCAGAUAGAUUCCGAAGGGGCUUUAAACAAUUUUUCCGAUGGUGUCCAUUCAUCCACGUCGGUCCGGAAGUGUUAACAAGGAGAGAAGUUGUAUCGAGGUAUUCUUGUUCUGGUUCCCCCGAUCACCAUCGAAUUGUAAGAAAUGAUACGGAAAGGUCCUUUUUAUAUUCAUGCACUGGCUCACCAAAAGGUCACCGUAAAUCACAUGGUUCCGUUCGAAUGCCAUUGCAAGUGUCAAAGUGUAAUCACAACACAAAUUCCACUUAUUUCUCGAUGAAUUCAUUUAAUAAUAACAACAACAAUACAAAUAUGACGAUACAAGGUGGCAACGACGAGACGAAUGUAACGACAUCCGAUAAUCUCUUGCUAGCAUCAACAACAAAUAGUAGUCAACGAUGGGCGACAACAAGAAACUUAAAUGGUAAUGGUCAACGCACAUCAUUAUCUUGACAUGUCAACAGGGGAAAUUUAAGUCUUAAUCUGAAUGACAACAUUAAAGUCACAAAUCAGAAUGACAGUGAUGACCUGACUCCUGUCAACACAAACAAUGGCCAAAGUCCUUUUGACUAUCAAACGAGAUAUCGUAAAACGUGGAUUUGAAUCAAAUUAUUUAUUUGUAAAUUUUGCGAAUGGAUAAAAAUAUUUUAUUGCUUUUAACUUUUUAAUAAGAAAAAAUUAAGUAAAGUUUAUAAAAAAAUGGCUUAUAUACAGACACACAGAAGUACUGAAGACGAGAGCAUCAAAAAUGGUGAUAAAAUGAAACUUUUAAUGAACUAUAUAAAAAAAAAGAAAUAUCCAUUAAUAGUUAUUUGUUGGAUGAAAUGUCUUGGGAAAUUGAGCAUUAAAUUCUUAGGUGUUGCAAUACUUAAAAAUAAUUAUCUGCUCGAAACUUUCUCCUUCUUUAUCUU